AUGCCGCCGGGAGAAUCCCCCCGGUCCUUCCGCCACCCGCCCUCGCGCAACGGCAGCGCGGGCGGCGAUAUGAGCUCCGAGCCUCCCCCAUUCUCGGAACACAACCCGUACCAGCCCCACCUCCCCCACUACGCGACAAACGCGCGCCAGCCGUCAUCGCUUAGAUUCUCCUUUGACAAUAAAUGCGCGCUCGGCGCAAGGCAGGAAGACUCGGGGGAGGGGCCCGCGGGGAACGCGGAGACUGCGCGGAGAGUAGGCGGAGGAGUUGACGGGGAGGGGGGUUGGGGGGAGGAUGGAGAAGCUGCGCAAAGGCGGCACAAUAAUACAGGCGCAUAUCCCGCGCAGGGGUUUGGCGGAAGCUUUGGCGGAAGCGGAGGUCCGCAGCCCGCGGGCCUCUAUCAGGCGCAGUUUUAUGGCGAGUUCCGCCAACAGGGGAACCUGCGCAACCAGAACGGGGGGAACUGGCGGGGAGGGGAAGGCGGGCUGGUGCGGGAGGUGUCUGUGCUUCCCGAGCCUCCCUCCACAGCCUCGGAGGAAGCUGCAGAUUGGGCCGCAGCUGCGGCUGCCGCAGCAGCACGGCAGGCUUGGGAGCACGUGGGCACGGUCCCUGUAGCGACGGGCACUGUUCCUGUAGCUGGAGGGGAGGAGCGGUCAACGUUGAAUGAUUAUGCCAUGGUGCCUUCUGCAGGAGGGGGAGCAAUGGGAGGAGGAGGCGGUGGGACGGGAAGAGGUGGUGUGCGUGUAACGGGUGUGGGCCAGAGGUUUGUGGCUCAGAGCAACAGAGACUUCGCAGCAGCAGAAGCAGCAGCAGCGACAGCAGCAGUGGCAGCAGCAAGGGCAGCAGCAGAGGAAGCGGCCGUUCCUGAUGCCCCUCCCCCAGCAGCAAGCGGCGAGAUCAGCAAGUACGAGGAACCUUCCAGCAGCCUGCAGAUAAGCGCGGGGGGGAAUGGGGGCACAAGAGGGGAGAAUGCAGGCAUGGGCGCAGCAGAGAACACCGGCCAGCAGCAGAGGUUCAGUGUGAGGGGGGGGCCUGGGGGGGAUGCAGUAGGGGCAGGAGCAGGGGGGUAUGUGGGAGGUGGAGUGAGGAUGAGUAUGGGUGGUGGGGGGUUCGGUCCGUUUGGGUUGAGACCCAAGAGACCUGAGGUGAGUGGGGAUGUUGCUUCUAUUUGGCUCAACCGGUGGUUGCGACCCCCCACUGCUGCUGCUGGCGGCGGUGGUGUCGGUGCUGGUGCUGGUGUUGCUCAGGAGAAUCCUCUGUCUCUCCCUGUGUCAGGUGAAUUUCCAGGUGGUGGGUCUGUUUCAGCUUUAGCAGCAGCUGUAGCGGAAGCAGAGGCGGCGAGGCGUCGGUUUGAGAGGGGGCGAGUGGCCAUGCAGAGCUGGAAGAGCAAGAGCAGACCCGCUAUUGCUCACACAGGAGCAGCAGCAGGCGCAGGAGAAGGAGCAGCAGCAGCAGCGGGUGGGGUGGUAGGGGAGGGAAUGGCACGGGACAGCUCAGCACUGCGAGUGGCUGCGAUUGAAAAUGACGUGGCGGCUUGGUCUGCCUUGCUGGCAGAGAGGGGUGGAGGCGGAGGAAGAGGAGGAGGAGGAAGAGGGGGAGGAGGAGCAGCAGUGGCAGCAGCGAGUGAUGCAGGGAGCAGCGGCAGUCAUGAACAGCAGGCACAUCAAACCCUCCAGCAGCAUGAGCUGGAGAUCCAAUCCCACCGCGACCAGCAGCGCGCAGCAGCAGGGAGUGCACUGUUCGCCCCACACUCUUCCCUCCACAGCCAGCAGAACCUGCACGCUCUCUCCAUCCACCCCCCCUCUCACUCUCACUCUCGCUCCUCUGCCACUAGGAGCUUUGGAGGGUCGUCCUCCCACUCGCCCGCUCCUCCCUCCCCACCUGUCAGGGGCGCAGGGCCAGAGGGUCUUGAGAGAGUGGCGGAGGGAGGAAUUGGAGCAGAAGGAGGGGUAAGAGGAGGAGGAGGGGGAGCGAGGGGAUUUGGGGCGUUUGGGUCGGGCUUUGGUGGUGUGGGCCGAGGGUCGGGAGGUGGCAGGCUUGGGGCGUUAAGAUCAGGAAUGGUAGAAGCGGGAAGAGGAAGGGGAGGAGGAGGAGGGGGCCAAGGAGGGAGAGGAGGAGCAGGAGGAGGAGGAGGAGCGAGCGAGGCAGCAUCAGGGGGGCCUGUGUUUGUGAAUACAAGGCGGACAGAGGAGUAUCAAAAGCUACACCAGUCCUCUAGCACUCUCAAGCCACCAGGCCACCCUCCUGUCUCUCCGUCCGGAUUCGCUGCAUUUGGAAUGCGGGUUUCUGCAGCUGAGAGCGUCAGCGGCAAGCUCAGGUCGCUCCGAGCCGGAGGGCUAAGUCCGGCAGCGGCAGGUCCGGGAGGAGCCGGAGCCAAGCCGGGUGUUGCGCGUGCAGGUUCGGGGUUCAGCCUUAGUGCAGCAGCAGCUGCGGACGCUCUUACCAAUGCUGCUGCUGCUGCUGCUGGCCUUGGUCCUGCUGGUGCUGCCAGUAACGUUGAUGCUGCCGUUACUGCUGCUGGUCGCAGGCUAACUAGAGUGGGCAGUGAGGGUGCACGUGCUACUGGUGCUACCUUGCCUCGUCUUGGCAGCGGGGGUGGUGGCGGGGGUGGUGGAGGGGGUGGGUUCACGUGGAUUCAGGGAGGGUUUGUGCGGCGAGAAGGCUCAGCUAGCCCCGCUGCUAGUGCUGGUAGCGGCGGUGCAGCGGCUGUAGCGGCUGGUGGUGGUAACAGUGCUGACAGUGGUGGGGGUGGCAACAUGGGAUACGAUUUUGGAUACGACAUGGGGUAG
Messenger RNA from Closterium sp. NIES-65, 2787 nucleotides. Lineage: Eukaryota; Viridiplantae; Streptophyta; Zygnematophyceae; Desmidiales; Closteriaceae. The record is from the annotation of a GenBank genome assembly.